CAAAUUGUGUUAGAGAGUAUACAAAAUGGCUGAAAGUGAGAAGAAAGAUGAAGGUUCUGGAGAGAGUUGGUGGGGUAGCUGGAUCCAGGCAGCAAAAGAUACGUCUGCCUCGGCAAUGGAAUUUGUUCGGAGAGAUUUAGGCGAGUUCACAUGCACAGUGCAAGCUGAUACACAACAUGCAGUUUCUGCUACUUCAACAACUGUGAAAGAAACAUUGAAGGCAGAGAAUGCAGCAACUGCUAAAAGUCGUAUGAAGGAAGGGAUCAAUUCAUUGUUUCAAGGGUUGAGUAAAGCUCUAACAAUACCACCAGAUGAUGAUGGACAGAAACCAGUUCUAGUGGUAUCCUCAGAAUCGGCAAUCUAUGAUAGGUCAAAGGUGAGAUUACAUGCCAUACAAGUUGAUCCAGGAACUUAUCUAAAUGAACCAACUGGUCCUCGAGAACAUUUUAUAGAAUGGUGCCAACAUUUUGAUAUGGAAUCAAGGAAAGGUGAUGUGUCCGAAUUAUUGGUAUCCAAAGUGGAAGUUAGAGCACUUUACACAAAAUUGGUACCAGCCCAAGUAUCACAUGCUGAAUUCUGGCAGAGAUAUUUUUAUAAACUACAUCAGAUGGCUUUAGAUGAGGCAAGAAAACAGGCAUUGAUAAAACGUGCUGAAAGAUCAAGGACCGAUAAUAACUCAAUAAAUGAUGAUUGGAGUGGAGAUGAAGACAUGGAAAUCGUGGAAUUGCCGGACAUUCCAGAGGGUUCUGGUAGUCCCAAAAAACAUAGAUAUCUUGUUGAGGAACAAACUAUUACUAGAUUGUCCCCUGAAAAAGAUAUAAAGGCUUCUGUUAGUGAUAAAGAGAGUAGUAAGACCCCUAGUGCUAAUUCUAUACAAAAGGACAAAAAAAUAUUGGACAAUUUGAAACAAAAAUUUGUUACUGAUCCAGCAGUUUCAAAAACAGUUGAAAACAAAGAAAGGGCAUCCCUUCAAAGCACUGUUGAAACACAACUUCACAUUUCAAAGGGUGAUGAUCUCCCAUAUGAAAAUCUUGAUUCCACAAUAACAAAAGCGAUUAAAAACGAACCUUCCCAAAAUAGUGCUGAGUCUCCUGAAUUUAAGGAAAGCAAGCCAACAGCGAAAACUUCCAAUGUCCCUGAAAAUAUUAAAAAUGCCCAAGACAAAGAACAGUUAUUAGAUUAUUCCAAGAAAGCUGAUUCAAUUAAUAUACCUGAAGAACAGGAUCAAAGUAAAUUUGAAGAUAAACUGUUGGACCAAUCAUAUGAAACUGAAAGUAGUAAUGAUAAAUUGAAAGUAGACCAAUCCAUUGGUCAGAAGAAUGACCUGGUCAAACAGAAAUCUGAGUCAGCUAACACUGUCUCUGAAAGUAAGGGAUCGGUUGUUGAAAUUCCUGCCAAGAUUCCAGAAACAUCUGUGGAGCAAGUUGUGGUUCAAGUAAAACCAGAGCCUAUUAAUGUAGCUCCAGAAGAAAGUAAGGAACCGGUUGUUGAAAUUCCUACCAAGAUUGGGCAAGGUGUUGUAAAACCAGAGCCUGUCAGUGUAGCUCCAGAGGAAAGUGUUGCAAAUGCUGCUACCUGUAAGGUUGGUGAAUUAAAGACUAAAGAAAAGGGUGAUAUGGUCGUCAUUGGAUCAGAUAGAGAAUCACCAACGUCAGAAUCCAGUGGAAAUAAAGAUUACCUACGAUUGGUUCCAGAUCUGAGUAAUGAGGAAGACUGGGAUAAAGAUUUUGACUUGGAUGUCACUGAAGAAGACUUAAAAGCUGCCGAAGAACUGGCUAAAAAGAUGGGAGAUAAUCUGGACUUGGAGGAUGAUGAUUGGGAGAAUUGGGAAUAAAAUGGUUUCAAUACUAUGUAAUAAUAGUUGACUCAAGUGGUACAUUCAGCAUCUAUUGUAAUUUUACAUGUAAAUAAUAUGUACAGAUUAAAUAUAUUCUGCUUAUGUCUUUCAUUGUUUAUAUAUUAGACUUAUUGUAUUUAAAUCUGGGACCGGUUCUUAAUUUGAGUCAUCUAAGAUUUAUAUUAAUUUUACUAGAAAUGUCUUGGUAAGAAUAUAGAACUCUUUUAGUCUUUAUUUUAAUCAUUAACAUGUCCGGUAGUUAGAAUUUGGUUAGACAUGGGUUGGUCUUCAUAUGACUUGAACUAUUUUAUUUACUUCAGACACUUAAAGUAUACAGAAAAAUACUAGUAUUUAGACAAGCCAAUUCUUUAUUUUCAUACUAGCACAUAUUUUCUUAUAAUAUUCUUUGUAAAGUGUAUAAUGACAUGUAUGUGUAUAUUAAAUGGAAUUUUACCUGUAUAUGUUUCGGAUGUAAUAUAUCUGAAUUAAAGAGAAAGGGUUCAUGUAAACAAA
Patella vulgata (common limpet) is the source of this 2350-nucleotide messenger RNA. Its product is annotated as BSD domain-containing protein 1. The record is from RefSeq and is a predicted model, not a curated record. Gene Ontology annotation, cellular component: cytoplasm. The coding region runs from base 26 to 1834 and encodes 602 amino acids. The transcript has 9 exons. Lineage: Eukaryota; Metazoa; Mollusca; Gastropoda; Patellidae.